This is a messenger RNA of Paramecium tetraurelia, 1092 nucleotides long. RefSeq lists its product as uncharacterized. The transcript has a single exon. The record is from RefSeq and is a predicted model, not a curated record. Lineage: Eukaryota; Ciliophora; Oligohymenophorea; Peniculida; Parameciidae.
AUGAAGAUCUUUGCUCUCUUGUUGAUCUUAGUUAUAGUGUCUGGUGCUAAUCAUCAUCAUAGACUCAAUUACACUAAGUAGAGAUCAAUCACAGCUGUGAUGGCUGAGGUGGAAAUGAAGAUUAAAUCUCAUUCUCCAUUGGAUGCUGUUUUGAAUGUACUCACUUUGUUUAGAGAUUCUGUCAAUGAGGAAUAAGUCAAUCACGACCAAAUCUUUAAUGUGGAAUUGAGAGAAUGUUAGGCUGAAUAUGAAUUUAGAAAUGCUGAAAUUCAAAACGCCAAAAGCACUCUGAGAGACUCUAAUGCUUAAUUAAGCACUUGUCAAUAUUCAAAAUAGAGAACAAUUGAAUAAUAGUAGGUCAAUCAAUAAUAAGAAAAUACCUUCUAGUAACAUCUGAACACCAUCCUUACAACAGCUGAAUCAGAAUCAGCCUAUUUUAAGAGGAGAAGUAGACAAUAUGAGGAUUCAUUGCAUGCCAUAGACGAAGCGUUGACAAUCUUGGAAGGAAUUUCAUUUGGUUAUAGAAGUUUCUCUGAGUUGAGUAAAGUGAGUCAAAGAAUGUUAUAAACAUCAUUUGACAUUAACAAAACUCCAAUUUAUGCUCCCAUUUUUAAUGCAUUCAUUCAAUUGGCAACCCAAGGAUAAUCAAUUGAUUUGAGUUCCCUCCAAUAAGUGGAGCAUUUACUCAAAGAUCUGAGAUCUGCCAUCCAAGAGGCAUAUGAUCAAUUUACAGAAUCAAAUGCUCAAAGUGUGGGUUUGUUCAAUCUACAAAAGGAGAAGGUCAACAAAGUGUUAUCGAGAUUACAAGGAUAACACGAGAGACAACAAGUGAAAUUAGACAAGUUUUCUGCUUGCAUUGGAGUUCAAUCGGCAGUAUCGAAUUCAGCCUCAUCCAAAUAAUAAAGAAAUCAAUAAUUGUUGGAAUAAGCUUAAGCUCUGUGCUCCACCUUUUAGACUGAGUACAAUUAUGGCACUCAAGCGAGAAGAAGCGAGAUUCAGUUGGUGAAUCAACUCGAAGAGAUGGUCAAAUAGAGAUUUGAAGAAGUACACGAGGAGAAGAUAAUGUUAGGCUAUUCCAAAUUGAAAUAUUGA